GAGGUGGGUUUGGUGGUGAUGGUGUUGGUAGACAUGGUAGCAGUAGAGGCAGUAUUGGCGGCAACAACAACAAGGUGGUGGAGUCUGGUCAUUACUACUGUUAUUAACAAGAUAAAACACUAUGUCCAAACAACCUUCUAUAUUUAAAUUCUUCUCCAAAUCGCCCUCGCAGAACAAGAGCCAAAAUAAGAAGACGACCAAGGAGAAUGUCAAGCUCAGUGGAAAUGAUAUUACCCCACUGGACAUGGUUUGGGCCAAGAUGGAUGGAUACCCUUGGUGGCCUGCACUUGUGUGUGAAAAUCCACAAGAAAAGUCUUUCCUUCGUAAUGGUCUAAUACACGUGCAAUUUUUUGACAACCCACCAACUAGAGGAUGGGUGAAGGAGGCGUUUGUGAAGCCCUACUGUGUACCAGGACAAAAUGGCAUGCCAACAUAUAAAGAUCCAGCUUGGCUUAAUGCUGUAGAGGAAGCUAAGGGAGCAGAACAGCUUUCCAGAGAAGACAGAAGUAUGUUGAUUGUGAAGAUGAUGCCCUCAGAUGAUGAAGCAAUGGAAGAUGAUGAUGAUGAUACGGACAAAAGUAAAGAAAAUAUCGACCUGAAUAUAAGCAAAAUUAAAAAUAAAAAAGCAGGGAAUGGAGAGCCAGAACCAAAGCGGCGAAGGAUAAUUCUCCAUUCAGACACAGAGUCUGAGGAUGAAUAUAAGCCAGGUGAGUACAGUAUGUGUAAUAAGGUUGUGGAAGACAUAUACGUAGGGCGAUGGAAAGGAGUGGGAUUAAAAGAUAAAGAAUCUAAUACCAAGUGGGAGUUGUUACAGUUACUUUUUGCUGAUAUGGUGCUUCUGGAAGGUUCUGAAGAGAAGUUGCAAAGAUUGGUUGACAAAUUUGGGAGGUCAUGUAAAGGCAGGAAACUGAGAGCACCUGCAAAUAAGCGCAAAAAACCAGCAUUACCAAAGGGACGUAAUUUGAAUUCUUCUCUCUUAUCCUCUCCAUUGGCAUCUAAAUCUCCUGCGCCUACACCUUCCAGAGGUACUUCCAAACUUUUGGAAGGUACCAAAUCCAAGCUUUCCAUGUUUGCUGCAAAAGAGACACCUUCACAGGUCCAAGAAAGCUCUGAAGACUGGCCUUUUCUUAAGUAUCCUUGGCUACAGCCUGAGAAUAUACGUGAUCGUGAGAAGCGUUCACCUGACCACCCUGAGUACAAUCCAAGAACUCUAUAUGUACCCGAGAGCUUUCUGAAUCAACAGACUCCAGCAUUAAGACAGUGGUGGGACAUCAAAUCUCAGCAUUAUGAUACUGUUUUGUUCUUCAAAAUGGGCAAAUUUUAUGAACUGUUUAACAUGGAUGCCACACUGGGAGUACAGGAAUUAGGCCUCAUUAUGAUGAAGGGAGAAAAGGCUCAUGUAGGAUUUCCAGAAAUUGCUUAUGGACGCUAUUCCUCAACUUUGAUAGAAAAGGGUUAUAAAGUUGCACGUAUUGAGCAGACUGAAACUCCAGACAUGAUGGAGAAGCGUUGUAAAAAUUUGAGUCGUCCAACAAAGUUUGAUCGUGUUGUGCGACGUGAAGUGUGCCAAGUGAGCAGCAGAGGAACUAGAGUCUACAGCUUUUUGGAUGGAGAAGCCGCAGAAACUUCAACAUCUUACCUUUUAGCUCUUACUGAAAGGCCUGUGCGAGGAUCUGGAGAAGGCUGUGAGUUUGGUGUUGCAUUUGUUGAUACCAGCAUAGGAGUAUUUCAUGUGGGCCAGUUUACUGAUGACCGCCAUGUAUCCAGGCUGUGUACCUUAAUGGCUCAUUAUCCACCAGCUCAGAUUCUCUUUGAGCGAGGGAGACUUUCUCAGAAAACACAAAAAUUAGUAAAUUCAGCUGUGCCUCCAAACCUGCGAGAGAAUCUAGCUCCAGAGAAAGAGUUUUGGACAUCCAGCAAGACUCUUGGCUUCUUGGCUGAAGGCAGUUACUUUAAAGAUGAAGGAGGUGAUUCCACUGUACAGUGGCCAAAACAACUAAGAAAAAUGAUAGAUGAUGGUAACUCGUUAGGCACCACAGUUACUUCGCAAAUGGAUUUGUGCUCCACUAUGCAGUCCGUCAAGCAUCAAUAGUCGUUUGGAUGGUAUAGAAGAUCUGCAAAACAACCCUGAUAUAAUGGAGGAGGUGACAACUCUUCUCAAGAGUCUUCCUGAUUUGGAGAGGGUCCUUGCCAGAAUCCACACUCAGGGCUUGAAUCGCAACAACUCCAGCCAUCCAGACAGUAGAGCCAUAUUCUUUGAAGAUGUUAAAUACAAUAAAAAGAAAGUUACUGAUUUCCUUGCUGGACUAAAUGGAUUCAAAACUACUCUUCAAAUAAUAAAAGCUUUUAAAGGCAUCAAGACAUCACUAAAAUCAAAGUUGCUGCACAAAUGCAUAACAAAUACAAAAGAGGGUGGCAAUUUUCCUCAUUUAAGUGAUGCUUUAAAGUUCUUUGAUAAUGCCUUUGAUCAUGAAGAGGCACAGAAGGAGGGCAAAAUAAUUCCCAGCCCAGGUGUUGACACUGAAUAUGAUGAAGCAGUUGAGCAUAUCAAGAAAACUAAAGAUGAACUAUCAGAUUACCUCGAAGAACAAUGCAGACACUUUGGUGCAAAGGUGGUGUACUGGGGUAGUGAUAAGAAAAGAUAUCAGCUGGAAGUGCCAGAGCAUGUCAGUAAGAAAGCUGGUGACAGUUACGAGCUGCAGGGUCAAAAGAAAGGUUACAAGCGAUUCUGGACACCAACCACUAAAAAAUUAUUAGCAGACAUGAUUAGCGGAGAAGAACAUCGGGAUGCAGCUCUUAAUGAUAUAUCACGCAGAAUAUUCCAUCAGUUUGACGAACACCAUAAAAAAUGGGAAGCAGUUGUGCAGUGUUUGUCAGUGCUUGAUGUUCUGAUAUCUCUUACAUGUUACGCAAAGGAAGUCAGUACUGUUAGACCAAACGUAGUUAUGCCUGAAGAAAAAGUUCAGCCAUUCCUAGAAAUCAGAGAUGGUCUUCAUCCAUGUGUGACAGCAACGUUUAGUGGUGAUGAAUUCAUUCCUAAUGAUGUGGUUAUGGGUGGCACUAGUGAAGAUGCUCAUUCGAACCUGGUGCUGGUCACAGGACCAAAUAUGGGUGGCAAAUCAACACUUAUGAGACAGACUGCUCUUAUAUGUAUUCUAGCACAGUUGGGAUCAUUUGUUCCUGCAAGGUCAUGCCAGUUGACUCCAAUAGAUCGGGUUUUUACCAGACUUGGAGCAUCUGAUCGGAUCAUGAUGGGAGAAUCCACAUUCUUCGUAGAGUUGGCAGAAACAUCUUCCAUUAUCCAGCAUUCUACCCAACAUUCACUUGUUUUGGUUGAUGAACUGGGCCGUGGUACAGCAACUUAUGAUGGCACAGCAAUUGCAUCUGCAGUGGUGAAAGCAAUAGUUCAGCUAAAGUGUCGAACACUCUUCUCCACUCAUUAUCACUCUUUAGUUGAUGAUUUCGCUAAUGUGAAAUAUGUUUCUCUUGGUCAUAUGGCUUGUAUGGUAGAAGGAGAAAAUGAAGAUGACCCAUCACAAGAAACUAUCACUUUCCUUUACAAAUUUACCAAAGGUGCCUGCCCAAAAUCCUACGGUUUUAAUGCUGCACGUUUGGCUGAACUACCUGAUGAAGUUAUUCGUAGGGGUAGUCAAAAAGCACAAGACUUUGAGAAAUCUAACAUUAAAAAGCAAGCAUUUUCAAAGAUAUUCAGCACAAAUUGUGAACCAGAAAAUUUAAGAAACUCCAUUCAAAAGAUCCGUAAUUUAGAGUGAUACUUAAGAUUAACUGACAAUUCCAUAAUCAUGAGGUAAAUGGAUUCAACUGAGUAAUAUGCAACAACUUUGUGACUGACUGAAAAAGUCAAGUGUAUAAUAAGUACUUGCUCAUACAUAUUUAGUACAGUAAUAAUAAUAAUAAUACCUUAUGGUGCAUUUAAAAGUAUCUCUUUUAACAGAGAUUGGGUGAAAGCUAGUACUAGUGCAUAAUACUGCAACAAAUUUAUUUUAAGAUCAAGGUUGAAUAAGUCCUUUCGCUACCAUACUAUCGUGCAGUAUUUUAAUUUGUGUUACAUACAGUACAGUGAGCAAAUAGAGAUAUCAGUGAUAAUUUGUGUUGAAAUGUAAAAGGCAACAGAGUAUGUACAGUAAUUAUAGUGGACCUAUAAUAAGAGCUGACUGCAAGCAGAUAUGCUUGACAAGGCAAGGCUGACAUUUAUGUACAGUAUGUGGUUAAUUUAUACGGUAUAGCAGAGGUUGGGUGUGGUAAGGAACUAAUAUCAGAGGGAAAGAUGGCCAUAUUUGAUGGAAUUAUGAAACUAGAAGCAGUGAAAGAUGAAAGUGCUGUUUUGUGAAGUUUCAAUAUGAAGAAUGAAAGUACUGCUUCUUUUGUGAAGCUUCUGUAUAAAAUGUCAUUAGCCAGUCAUCAUGCAGUAGAAACAGGAACAUUUGUUGGAGUAAAAAGUUAAUUUUUUCAAUAGCUGGAAAACCAACCAAGAUGUCAUGAAAAUAAAUAAUUAACCCUUUCAGGGUUUCGGCCGUACUAGUACGGCUUACGCACAAGGGUUUCUGACGUACAAGUAUGCCUAAAUUCUAGCGCCCUCAAAUCCAGUGAGAGAAACCUGGUAGGCCUACAUAUGAAAAAAUGGGUCUGUGUGGUCAGUGUGCGCAGUAUAUAAAAAAUCCUGCAGCACACAGUGCGUAAUAAGAAAAAAAAAACUGACCGUGUUUUUGGAUUAAAACAAACUUUGCACUGUAUUUUCGUAUGGUAUUUUUUGUUGUAUUCUAGUUUUCCUGGUCUCAUUCUAUAGAAUGGAAGACAUAUUAUAGAAAUUGAGAUGAUUUUGACUGAUUUUACAAUGAAAAGUACCUUGAAAUUGAGCUCAAAGUAGCAGAAAUGUUUGAUUUUUACCAAAGUUCAAAAGUAAACAAAUCAUGCUAAGCGUCCAAUACACGUCAACUGGCGAGUCUAAUAUUCUUUCACAAGUGUGCCGAUAUUAUUUAUAUCAUUUUUUACACUAAUGCAGUAGUAUGCAUAACAGUAAAUCUAUUUUUUGUGAGAAUAAAAAUUCAAAGUGGAAAGCAAAAGAAUGUAAGAGGGGCAUUGGGACGUGACUAAUGAACAGAGGAAAUGUCAUUUUAGUGCCAGGAAUGUCGACUAGUACAGUGGAAUUGGCCGAAAAUAGGGCUCAAAGUGGGCAAAAUCGCCGCUGCGUAAACAUCAUCGAGACCGCUAACUUUGCGAGAGCAUAAUUCCGUAAGUUUUCCAUCAAAUUUCAUACUUUUGGUGUCAUUAUGAUUGGGAAAAGAUUCUCUAUCUUUUCAUAAGUUUUUUUUUUUUUUUUUUUUUUCUUAAAUUUGGGCGACCCUGAGAACAAGUCUCUAAGAGGGCCUGUCGACCCUGAAAGGGUUAUAAAAGAACACAGUAGUAGUAGUGGUUAACAGAAAAGAUGCAAAAGGCAAUAUCCCAUUCACCUGUAGAUGGGAUAUUGUAGGUGAAGGAAAUUUUAUAAUUCAGUUAAAAACAAGAGGCAAAGUCAAAUGGUAAAUGAAAGUUCCUGUAGUGUAUGUAAUGAUUGCUUACAGUGCAUAAUAUUCAAUUGUAUAGGCAGGUUUCUUUAUGAAGUUAUUUAUAGAUGUAAUGGCCCAGGUAUCAGUUUUGUCAUGGAAUUGGUAUGAGAAUAUAGAACAGUACGAAGGUAAAUUUAAGAAUGGUCUAGACUGGAUUAAAAGUAUUUUAUGAAGGUAAUAGCAAAAUUAUAUGCUGUGGGAAAGAAUAAGAAUGUCAUCAAAAUCUUGCUAAAUACAGUACUUAAAUAUUGGUGUUUA
Messenger RNA from Cherax quadricarinatus, 5825 nucleotides. Lineage: Eukaryota; Metazoa; Arthropoda; Malacostraca; Decapoda; Parastacidae. The record is from RefSeq and is a predicted model, not a curated record.